UCUCCCUGAGUGCAUUUAGACUGCAGGCAUGAAUCUUUGGGCUGUCCUGACGGUUACACUCUGUGGCAUACUGCCCACGGGGGCAGAGGUUGUUAAUACUUUCAUCUAUUGUUCUGAGUACUUUUACAAGGGGAAACAUCCUCUAGGCUUUGAUCAAAAUGCAAAACAAAUAUGUCAAAAGACAUUUUAUAGUGGGUAUUACUUUGCAUCGCUGUACUCCACAGUCCAUAGGAUCCCCCUGUACAGCGCCUACACAUUUAGCUUUGCCUGCAACAACCAGGAAGGACGUAAAAGUGGAAACUGGUACAUUGAGCCCCAGCUCUCACAAGAUGAAGACCCUAACUAUGCAACCAUGCCUUACAUGAAGUCAUAUACUGCAAGGGAUUCAGGCAACAUCAAAGUCAAACAAUCCAUUGAUGAAGACUACAAACACACUGGCUAUGACAGAGGUCACUUGAACCCCAACAGCUUUCAGUGUAAUGACGGGCGUGGGGCCACCUUCACCCUCACUAACGCUGUUCCCAUGGAUGCCUGCUUCAACCGAGUCCAUUGGAAAGACUGGGAGGCUGAAGUGAUAGCAAUUUUGAGGCAACAAGAUCGAACAGGAACUGCUUACCUGGUGACAGGGGCUGUACCAUCUUCCAAUGUACUUGAGAAAAUACCAAAGCAGGGAAUUUUUGAUGAUGAUGAUGACCGAGACUUCAACAGAGUAACAGUACCAACACAUAUUUGGACAGCAGUGUGUUACAUCCAUCCAACGAAUGAGGAGGAGUCAUUCUCUUUUGGCUACAUAGGGUUAAAUAAACCACAUGGCAGCAUUCAUGUCAAGAAAAUAACUGAUCUGACAAACCAUUUGUCUACCCUUUACGUCAGCAACAACUUGAAGAUUUUUGAAGAUGACUGCACCUUUUCAAACCAAAAGCGGAAAUCUGAGACAGUGAUAAAAAAACUCGGUAGGAGAAUUCAGCUGCCAAUGGGCAACCGCCUCACCAUGACUCCAGAUGUAAUGAACACUUUGCAUGCCGCUAUGAGUCUCUCUGAUGAUGAGACUGUAACAUACCCUGCAAAAAGAGGAAGGAUAACUGAUCUCAAAGUAGAUUUCAUUUACAACAACGUACAAACAUGGCUACGGGGGAUGGAGGCAAUGAAACUAACUUUUGGACUUGCCUGCGUGCUUUCUACACCCUUUGCUGGACGUGUGAGGGAUGAGCUGCGGCGCAAAAGGCAAACGUCUGAGGAACUCGUCUGCAGAAUUGCACCUGAGGUUUUAGAUAGUUGUGCCACCUCCUGCCUGUUCAAUGAAAUAGCUAGAGACUACUACUGUUCCACUGGGACCAUGACUGUAAGAUGUUCACCAACAUACUCAGAUAUAGCAGUAAACGGAGAGAGGUGUAAGAGCGACCACACUUGUGGCCAUCAUGGCUCGUAUGACUAUUACUGGUGCAACACCGAGAGCAGCUGGCAAUACUGCAGUCCUCCACUGCCUCUAGGGAAAACAGACAAAGGAAAAUUUUGCAGUUCUAAGCGCAACUGUGCUAAAUAUGGGUAUUCUUACUACUGGUGUGACCUUGAUGAUGGUAGUUGGCAAUACUGUACCAGAUAGUUUCUCUGGUUUGGCAUUAAUAAGAGACAUGAGUUUAAGUUACCAUGGAUAUAUUCUGUAUUUGUGUUAUUUCUUUACAGUGUAUAAAGAUUAUCCACGAUUACUUUAUAGCUCAGUCUUUGGCUUCAUGUUUGUAACUUUGUUUACAUAAAGUAAAUGGAUGCCUGAAUGAAACUGUCAAAAAGAACGAUAUGCAUCAAGACAAAGUUGUGCACAAAUUUGAAUGCAACAUUAGUUUUACGUUAAACUUUUCUGUUUUGAAUAAGAUUUGUCUUUGUUUUGAACCCGACUUUGGACUGUCAAAGAUAUGUCACAGGGUCACAGGCAUAUACAUAGAGUCCUGAAACAUUGAUACAGCAAAAUGAGUAUGUGUAUUGAGUCUCACUUAUUAAACAAAACUGGAAAAGAACAUUUUAUGUCUAUUUUAUGAUAUCAGUUGUCUACAUUUACACAACAUUUUUAAAAGUAAUGCUAAAGAAAUUAAAACCAAAAGGAUAAGGACUGUUCCUCAGUGCCUGAUUGUUCUCCAUUACGGAGGCGUCUUUUUUUUUCUGACUCUCGAUCUCUAGUUGUGGUCAGAUGCAUGAUGCAACCUUUGCCAAAUCGAUAUUUAGUGACUCGAUAUAAAUGCCUGUGAACCUGUGACUCAUUUUUGACAAUAAUCUAACAGGAGAAAUUUGGUAUGGGAAAUGUGUAGGGACAGCUACACAAGUGUCACAGCUAGGGACACUUUAGAAUCAUCUCACUACCUUAGAAGCAUGUUUUUGGACUACGAGAGGUAGUUAGAGUGCCCACUCAUGCACAGAAAAAACCCAGCUGGGAUUUGAACCAGGGCCUUUUUGCUGCAAGCUGAGAGCGCUGAACACUUCGCCAUUAUACAACCUGUGCAAAAGUCAUGUAAAAAAUAAAGCUUGAAGGCAGACCAUG
Messenger RNA from Oryzias latipes (Japanese medaka), 2530 nucleotides. Its product is annotated as endonuclease domain-containing 1 protein. NCBI's taxonomy places the organism in Eukaryota, Metazoa, Chordata, Actinopteri, Beloniformes, Adrianichthyidae. Gene Ontology annotation, molecular function: nucleic acid binding; metal ion binding; hydrolase activity. The record is from RefSeq and is a predicted model, not a curated record.